AUGUAUAACCUAGCCCAUCUAAAUGCCACCACAUGUGCCAGCCAGGCACAAAGGUGUUUCACCAGUUUACUGGAACCUGCUUUGCUUAAGGCUCACCAUACAGGUCCUCUGUGGACUGUUUUGCAAAUGGUACAGAGUGCUUUACCUGCGUUUUUUGACUGCUUUGGGGAGAGGCAUUUGAUCAGUAAAAGUGAAAUGGUGAGGAUUGAUUUCAAUAGAGAUUUACUACAGUCAUCAUUCACAGAGAUUGUUACUUCUGUUCUUGACAAGAAGGGAACAGAAGAGGCUGUUAAGUUCUUUAAUAUGUUGCAGCCAUUGCUAAAGGAGAUUCUCUUUUUAGAAGGAUAUAGUGUUGGCCUGAAUGAUUUUGACAUUCCCAAGGUUGUUACUGAAGAUAUAAAGAAGAAGAUUCAGGACAUAUCACCUUUGCUGCUUCACUUGAGAUCAAAUUACAAUGAACUUGUAGAGUUGUUAGUGGAAAGCUACCUGAAAACUAUAAAACUGCCAAUCGUGACUCGUAUUCUAAAGUUAUCUACUUUGGGUAAUUUGAUAGAUUUUAAAAAUGAUUUAGAUAUCAGUAAGGUUGUUCAACAACUUGGCUUUUUGGGGCUUCAACUUUAUGACCGAGGGAAGUUUUAUUCAAGGCGUUUGGUUGAGGAUAUGAGUUUCCACUUCCAAAAUAAGUAUUCUGUUAAUGUUGACUAUCCUUCUAAGGCAUUUGGGUUAGUUAAGAGCUCCUUUUUUCAAGGUCUGACCCCCUAUGAAGAGUUGGUCCAUUCCAUAUCAUCCAGGGAAGUGUUGAUCCGUUCUUCCAGAGGACUUACUGAACCAGGAACUUUGUUUAAAAAUCUAAUGGCUACACUUAGAGAUGUCGUUAUCUGUUAUGAUGGGACAGUGAGAAACCUCUGCAACAAUUCUAUAAUUCAAUUUGAGUAUGGACAGGUGAACAAAAAUAGUCCUGGCAGGUCUCUUGCUGGUGAACCAGAUGGUGUAUUAGCUGCUACUGCAGUAUCAAAUCCUGCAUAUAAAGCAGUUCUUGAUUCUUCUCAGAGCAACAACUCUUCAUGGGAAUCGAUGAAGGAAAUACUUUUGUGCAAAGUUAACUUUAAGAAUGAUAUUAUAGAUCGGAGAGUUAUUCUAUAUUUGAAUGAGUGCUUCUAUGGGAAAAUGCAUUGCAAGGAGAAUGCAGCAUAUUUAGUUCAGAAUCGUUUGAAAAAAGUCGCUUUAAAGGCAUCGACAAAUACCUGA
Molecule: messenger RNA, 1248 nt
Organism: Magnolia sinica
Lineage: Eukaryota; Viridiplantae; Streptophyta; Magnoliopsida; Magnoliales; Magnoliaceae
Product: DNA-directed RNA polymerase V subunit 1-like
Exons: 2
Coding region: 1-1248 (415 amino acids)
Biological process (GO): DNA-templated transcription
Cellular component (GO): RNA polymerase II, core complex
Source: RefSeq, a predicted model, not a curated record